AUGAAACAUUGUGACUGUAAUAUUAAUGAUACUACCGCUGCACCAGCGUCUCCCUUAGAGUGUGACCCCGGUGAGACAAACAAUAGGGUGCUUGAUUCUGGUAAAAAUAAAAUAGGAAAACAUGUUUCUUUCAAUACUUCUUCUUCUUUAGAGCCACCCUUUCCUGAAAUCCCAAGGCGUGUGUUGAUGUGCACAUAUUUAUUCCAAAAAGAGAUCUGUUUAGAUGUUGGUGUGGAAAACCUUGCCCGGAGCAUAGUACACCCAACCAGUGCGCUGCUUGAUUCAGGCGCUAACAGAAUCUUCAUAGAUCAGGUCUGGGCACACUUCAGUCACCCCCAAAACAUAAGCAUUUAG
Serpula lacrymans var. lacrymans S7.9 is the source of this 354-nucleotide messenger RNA. RefSeq lists its product as uncharacterized. Gene Ontology annotation, biological process: proteolysis. Gene Ontology annotation, molecular function: aspartic-type endopeptidase activity. The coding region runs from base 1 to 354 and encodes 117 amino acids. NCBI's taxonomy places the organism in Eukaryota, Fungi, Basidiomycota, Agaricomycetes, Boletales, Serpulaceae. The transcript has a single exon. The record is from RefSeq and is a predicted model, not a curated record.